Messenger RNA from Lacerta agilis (Sand lizard), 1774 nucleotides. RefSeq names its product SEC61 translocon subunit alpha 1 (gene SEC61A1). Gene Ontology annotation, molecular function: transmembrane protein transporter activity; ribosome binding; signal sequence receptor activity. NCBI's taxonomy places the organism in Eukaryota, Metazoa, Chordata, Lepidosauria, Squamata, Lacertidae. Gene Ontology annotation, biological process: SRP-dependent cotranslational protein targeting to membrane, translocation; post-translational protein targeting to membrane, translocation. The transcript has 12 exons. Gene Ontology annotation, cellular component: membrane; Sec61 translocon complex. The record is from RefSeq and is a predicted model, not a curated record. The coding region runs from base 128 to 1558 and encodes 476 amino acids.
GCGGUGCGUGGCAGGAAGCGGAAGGAGGCCGGGAAGGCUCAAGUAACUGACGUGUCUCUCCGAGAAAGGAGCCUGGAGUGUGCGCUCCUGCUUGGUCCUUCCCUUUUCCGCGUCGAGAGCGCCCAAGAUGGGGAUUAAAUUUCUUGAAGUAAUCAAGCCCUUCUGUGUUAUCUUACCUGAGAUUCAAAAGCCAGAAAGAAAGAUCCAGUUUAAAGAAAAAGUACUAUGGACAGCUAUCACCCUCUUCAUAUUUUUGGUUUGUUGCCAGAUUCCCCUGUUUGGUAUUAUGUCAUCAGACUCAGCAGAUCCAUUUUAUUGGAUGAGAGUAAUUUUGGCUUCAAACAGAGGCACACUGAUGGAGCUGGGCAUUUCUCCCAUUGUCACCUCUGGUCUCAUCAUGCAGUUGCUGGCUGGUGCCAAAAUAAUUGAAGUUGGGGAUACGCCAAAAGACAGAGCUCUGUUCAAUGGGGCACAGAAAUUGUUCGGCAUGAUUAUCACCAUUGGCCAAUCUAUCGUUUAUGUAAUGACGGGGAUGUAUGGAGACCCAUCAGAGAUGGGAGCUGGAAUCUGUCUGCUGAUUACCAUUCAGCUUUUUGUGGCUGGAUUGAUCGUUCUUCUCUUGGAUGAACUUCUGCAAAAGGGGUAUGGUCUUGGUUCUGGCAUUUCCCUCUUCAUUGCCACUAACAUCUGUGAGACUAUUGUCUGGAAGGCAUUCAGCCCAACCACAGUAAACACCGGCCGAGGCAUGGAAUUUGAAGGAGCCAUCAUUGCCCUGUUCCAUCUCCUGGCUACUCGCACAGAUAAAGUCAGAGCUCUAAGGGAAGCCUUUUACCGUCAGAACCUCCCCAACCUUAUGAACCUGAUUGCCACCAUAUUCGUCUUUGCUGUUGUCAUCUACUUCCAGGGUUUCAGAGUGGAUCUCCCUAUAAAAUCUGCCCGCUACCGUGGCCAGUAUAACACUUACCCAAUCAAACUCUUCUACACCUCCAAUAUUCCCAUCAUCCUUCAGUCUGCACUGGUGUCCAAUUUAUAUGUGAUCUCCCAGAUGCUCUCCGCUCGUUUCAGUGGCAACUUACUGGUCAGCCUGCUGGGCACUUGGUCUGAUACUUCAUCUGGUGGUCCUGCCCGUUCAUACCCCGUCGGUGGUCUCUGUUAUUACCUGUCGCCUCCGGAGUCAUUUACUUCCGUUCUGGAAGAUCCUGUCCAUGCAGUUGUUUACAUUGUGUUCAUGUUGGGUUCCUGUGCUUUCUUUUCUAAAACUUGGAUUGAAGUGUCUGGCUCUUCUGCCAAAGAUGUUGCUAAACAACUGAAAGAGCAGCAGAUGGUUAUGAGGGGUCAUAGAGAAACCUCUAUGGUUCAUGAACUCAACAGGUACAUUCCUACAGCAGCUGCAUUUGGUGGCCUCUGCAUUGGUGCUCUCUCUGUGCUGGCAGACUUCCUUGGGGCAAUUGGAUCAGGCACAGGAAUCUUGUUAGCUGUUACUAUCAUUUACCAAUACUUUGAAAUCUUUGUAAAGGAGCAAAGCGAAGUUGGCAGCAUGGGAGCGCUUCUCUUCUAAAUGCAUUGUCCCAUGGACCCUAGGGGAGUAUGAAGAGUGUUCUAGGAUUUAAAAAAAAAAUCAGGUGAAAAAGAUUAACAGCGGCAUAGUAACAUGGGCACACUGCAUUAAUAGGAACACUUAUUUUAAUGUUUUCCAAAGCACAUUCCUUUGGUUCAGACUUUGUUAAUAUUCAGUUAAUGUUUUAUAAAUUGCUGGAAAAUGUGCAAAAAAAAA